AUGAGCAAUGCAUCUGGCUGUUUCUCUGCCUCGGAAUGCCGCCACGCGCUGGAUGCGUCGUCGGUCGUCGCGCCGUCGUCGCGCCCCUACAAGCCGGUGCGGUCGCGCGGCAAUAUCUUUGUGGCCUCCAAGGGCCUCUUACGAGCCAAGCGGCAGCUGCUCCGGCACCACCAAUCGAUCGUGCAGCGCAAGCGCGAAAUGGCCAACUACGCUGAGCGCCACGAGCGCGUGCUGGAUCAGUACAUGAUCCGUGCCCGGGCGCCGUUGCCGGCCAGUGGAUCCGAUGAAGUCGACGCUCUGCUCUUCCACCCUUCGGACAUGCGACUCAAGCUGUGGCAACUCGUUGUGGCGCUCUUUAUGUACUACCAAGUGGUGUGGAUCCCGUAUACCCUCGCGUUCGAGUCGACCCUGCCACCGUCGCGCGACUUAGGGUACCUCGUCACAACCGGCGUCUUCUCGCUCGAUAUUCUUGUGUCGCUCAACACGGCGUACCGCGAGUCGACGACGAAGAAACUCGUGACGAGCCGCAAAGCCAUUGUGGCGCGCUACCUAUCGAAAGGUUUGUUCUGGGACGUACUUGCGGCGCUCCCGAUCGACUUGCUCGUCUACUAUGGCAUUCUCUACGAGGCGGCUCCAAGGCCCGGCAAUUGGCACUACUUUAGCGUCCUCCGCAUCGUGCGGCUGCCGCGGCUUGUGCGCCUCUCGAGCUUUAAGCACCUGCUUCAGUUUUUUGGAAUUCCUGUCGAGCAGCAGCGCUGGCUCUUGCAUUCGCGCUACGCCCACCUCGUGCGUCUCUUGGCGCUCAUUCUCGGCCUUGCCGUCGUCAUUCAUACGCUCGCGUGUGUCUGGUACGGCGUGAUCGCGGACCCGAACUGGGUCCACGACAUGUAUUUGACCAACGCGAGCGCUGUCGACGUGUACAUUCUCUCCUACUACUAUACGAUCACGACGGUCUAUGGCCAGAGCUCGACGAUGCAAACGAAUACCGAGUACGCGUUCUCGACCAUUGUGAUUGUGCUCGGGUCGCUCCUCAUUGCGCUCGUCUACGGCAACGUUGCCGUCCUUGUCGACCAAUUUUACGACGAUCAAAACAGCUACAAACACAAGGUCCGCCCUUUUUGUUAUUUUACAAACAUGCAGCUCAUGCGCUUGCCACGCGAGCUCCAGCGACGCAUUGUGUCGUACUACCAAAUCAUGUACGACCGCCACGGCACGCUCGACGGCCAGCCCGAGCAGUUUACCAAAGAGCUCUCGAAAAACCUCUCGGUCGAAGUCGAAUUGUUCCUGCGCAUGAACAUGCUUACGCGGUUGCCGCUCUUUCGCAACUGCUCGAGCGAAGUCGUCCAGGAGCUGGUGAUGCGCCUCCAUUUUCGAGUGUUUUUACCGCAAGAUUACAUCAUUGUCCGCGGUGAAGUCGGCCACGACAUGUACUUUAUCGCGCACGGGCAGUGCGAAGUUUCCAACCGCGGCAUGGCAGCGUCCCCCGCAACGACCAAGAGCUCGCUUCGGGACGAAAAACCCUUCCAGGUCAUGACCCAAGGCGACUACUUUGGUGAGAUUGCCCUUCUCUUCAAUUGCAAACGUAUGGCGACCGUGGUGGCCAAGACCUUUAUGGAGCUUUGUGCCCUUACGCGUGACGUGUACGAAGCCGUCAUGGAGCGGUAUCCCGAAGACCGCGCCGUGAUCGAAGGCGUCAUUCGAGAAAAGUACGGCGCGGCCGAGCUCGAGGAAACCAUCAAGCAACACGCGAAACGCAAGCAGACGUCGUACGACCACGACGCCGCGGUCGUCCAAGGCCUCAACAAGCUCAACGAGCGUCUCGUGCAAGUCGAAGACUGCAUGGCCGAUCUCAGCGCACGCCUUUCGGCGCUCACGACCGCUAAACACCAAGCCCUCCAUCCACUAUAA
Molecule: messenger RNA, 1908 nt
Organism: Saprolegnia parasitica CBS 223.65
Lineage: Eukaryota; Oomycota; Saprolegniomycetes; Saprolegniales; Saprolegniaceae
Exons: 6
Coding region: 1-1908 (635 amino acids)
Source: RefSeq, a predicted model, not a curated record